Messenger RNA from Amblyraja radiata (thorny skate), 1825 nucleotides. RefSeq names its product basal body-orientation factor 1. The transcript is spliced from 11 exons. Bases 114 to 1697 code for a protein of 527 amino acids. The record is from RefSeq and is a predicted model, not a curated record. Lineage: Eukaryota; Metazoa; Chordata; Chondrichthyes; Rajiformes; Rajidae.
ACGCAAACAUUGUGUAGCCCGUUUCCCGGGUAACGGCCGCAGGCUCCGGUGUGAGGGACGGGAAGCAGGAAUAUUCUCAGCAUAAACCUCGCUGAAUAUUACCGCCUUUCGCCAUGCCGAAGAAAACUAAAGGAAAAGGGAAGAAAGAUGCUAAGUCUGAUCCAAAACUGUCCACGGAGUCGGAUGCGGAAAAGGCAAAGGCAAAUGCUGCUUUGUGGGAAUCCAGGUUGAAUGCUGUGGAGCAGUCUCGCGUGGAAUAUCGUAACACAGCACAAAUGCUUGCCAGAGCCAAUGAAUCUUUAAUGAACGAUCGGUCUCAAGUGGAGAGGGAUGCUAUGGAAGUGAUCUCAUAUUUAAAGAAACAAGACACGGAGAAAGAGACAAAGAUCAGCCAUCUUCAACAGCAGAUAACAGAACAAAGGCGGCAUGCAAUUGAUGAGAAUAAGAAAAUAAUCGAAAUCCAUACCCAACAAUCUGAGUUUAUGCAAAACAAAAUGUCACAAAAGGCGAAGGAAAUGCAACUGAUUCAACGGGAACUAAACAAAGUCAAAGUAUUCAGGAAGAAACAGGUUUCCCUGGAAAAUGAAUUGGAUGAUAUAAAAGACACCAUGAGCACAUCAAACAGAGAACACCAAGAAACACUGAGACAGCUGGAAAAUAAAUUCUUUGAUGAAAAGCUUCGUCUGGAGCGGGAGGCAGAACAGAGACUGAAUCGGCUGACUGAGCAGGCUCACACUGAAGCCAUUAUAAAUCUUGACGACAGGGCUCAGUGUGUCUUUAAAGAAAAUGUAAGACUACAUGAGACAAUUAAGAUCUAUAAAAUGGAAGAAGCACAAAGAAGGAAGGAUUACAAGGAGCUGGAAGUAAAAAACACACGGGUUGUCAAUGACAAGGAGAUCAACGAGCUGUUAAUCAAAGAGAAGGUGUCCGACAGCAGACAGCAGAAAGGGAAGAUCAAUGAACUUCAAACAAAAGUUGAGAAGCUGGAGAAAGUGUUGGGACACAUGGCAGCCGAGUUUGAGACAGCAAAACAGCAGAUGAAGCAGGAAAUUGAACUUAGAAUGGCGACCAGUCAGGUAGAGAUUGAAAGGCUUGGGGCAGUAGUUAAGUUGAAAGAUAAAGAGAUGAACCGAGUGAAGAAACUGGCGAAGAACAUCCUGGACGAACGCACUGAUGUGGAGAUGUUUUUUCUUCAAUCCCUUGAAGAAGUGAGACAACAGAUUGCCUAUAGUCGGGCUCAAUAUAAACAAGCGGCUCAAAUUGCGUUUCAGAGAAAAAUGUUAAGGGCGUUUACUGGCAAGGAGGAUUAUCCCCAAAUCAGGACGUUCGGCAAAAAUGAGUACAGCACAAACUGCGUGUACCAAGAUAUGGAAGAAGCUGAGCACGGCAUUCACGCUGGGAAAGUGAGUAUCUCGGAUUUGACCUGGGAGCAGAAGGAGAAGGUUUUACGCCUUUUGUUUGCCAAGAUGAAUGGAUGGAAAACAAACAGGAAACUGAAUAAUGGAAGCCAGGUCCCUUCAGUAUCUGAGAGCGUAUUGAGCAUAAAAGAGAGAGAACAAAUAAGUGAAGAAGUAGAAAACCCCAAUCCCACUUUUAUCACCCAGACUCCCGUUGAACCUGUUGCAAACCAAAUUAACGUUGUAUCGGAUCAACAGCCUUCUAAACAAAUUACAUUGCCUGAAAUUAUACUGACGUAAGAAAUUGUAAAAACUGUUUUAUGGUGGAUUGGUAAUCCCAAAAUGUGUAUUAAAAAAAAAUUCCUAAAAUGAGAGUGCAGUUAAAGUGUGCACAACAAUGAGUAAAAAAGUGAUUUUUAAAAAUGUAA